AUAAUCAUCUUCAUCAUCAUACAUCCAUUCAUAUCGCACGGGCACGGUUAAAAGCCCCACGUGCGGUUCCUCUAACCAUGGUUAAACUUAAACCCCAACCCAAAUCUAAAACAAAAGUUACAAAACCCUCUUCCGUUUUUUUAAUGAAUGAAUAGAAAAGAAAAAAACGCAUAAGGCAAUAAAUUAUUCUGAGUUGUGACAGUGCAUACGUAUAACGAGUGGUGUGCCGCGAGGGAAAAACCAAAACGAAAAUCCCCCGACACUGCAAAAAGCGAAACCCAGCGUCUCCAACACCAACAGAAAAGAAAAAUUGAAAUUGAAAAUUUGUUGGAAUAAAAAGCUCUGUGCUUUCAAUUUCAAUUUCAACCAAUUCGUCACUUUCUGCGCCUUCAUGGAAAUGUAUUCGUUUCAACGUGUUGCUGUGAUUGUCACUCUCACUGUCUUCUUUUUCUCGCUUGGAUUUGUUGCUCUUCUUAAAGGAUUUGGUGGUGGGGCUCGCACUGAAACGUUGGUCUCUUUGUUGGGAUUAGAGGAAGGAACAACCAACUUCACGCUUCUUUCUCCACAUCGUAAACUUCUUCCUCGGGCGAAGGAGAUCGUUGAACCAAACAGAAUAUGGGGUGACGACAAAUGCAGUAAAUCAGAUAUAGUAAUAAACCAAGGCCCCACUCCACCACUCCCAAGUGGCAUUCCCACAUACACAGUUGAAAUAAUGAACAUGUGCGUCAGUGGAUGCGACAUCUCUGCUAUUCACCUUCGCUGUGGCUGGUUCAGCUCUGCACGUCUCAUCAAUCCAAAGCUCUUCAAACGCCUCCGUUACAAUGACUGCCUUGUCAAUGAUGGCAAACCCUUAAUCAGUGGUGCCACCAUUUCUUUUCAAUAUGCUAAUACCUAUCCCUACCCUCUCUCCGUUUCAUCUGUGGUCUGUGUUUGAGGAUGGAUCAAUCAAUGAAUCAAGAGUUUUUUUUGGUUAGAUAUAUUUUGGAGAAUUAUAGGUUAGAUAUAUUUUGGUUAGAUACACAUAUUAUAGGUAAUUUUGUCGAUCACUUUCAUGUCCACGUGAUGAUGGAUCUAUGAAAUGUGACAAGAGGAAUAUUAUGCUUAUAAUUUUUUUUUUUGAUAGAUAGGAAACAUGUGGGGACUGAUGAGACUAGGAUAAAGUUCCAGACCCCAACUAUGUUUGCCUCUUUUUGCUUUAUAUUUGUUUUUCUUUUUUGAUAUAUGAUGAGAUGAUAUGCUUCUACCCAUUUUCCUUUUGUGUAUACAUUCAUUAAAAUAGAACUGUACAAGCAUUGAGUA
This is a messenger RNA of Cicer arietinum (chickpea), 1299 nucleotides long. Its product is annotated as protein TAPETUM DETERMINANT 1. The record is from RefSeq and is a predicted model, not a curated record. Lineage: Eukaryota; Viridiplantae; Streptophyta; Magnoliopsida; Fabales; Fabaceae. Gene Ontology annotation, biological process: cell fate determination.